Didymodactylos carnosus is the source of this 885-nucleotide messenger RNA. Lineage: Eukaryota; Metazoa; Rotifera; Eurotatoria; Philodinida; Philodinidae. The record is from the annotation of a GenBank genome assembly.
AUGUGCAUUCUUAAUGCAUGUCUCCAUGUACGAAAAGCAGAAGAUGAAGAAGAAGACGCACGCCUAUGUCGCCAACGUAGUGAAAGAAAACGACGUUCCUGGUGGGACGAUUAUGUGGUGCGACCCGUUCAAGAUUAUAUUGUUCAACCGAUCGAAGAUUAUGUUAUUGAACCAGUUCAAAAAUUGAAUAAGAAAAUAAGUCAUGGUAUUGAUGAUGUGCAAGACAAUCCUGAUGAACUAAACGAAAAUACAGAGACGUAUGUUAUUAAACCGGUUUGCAGCGUUCUUAAUUAUUUUGGUAUUGCACAAGCUGAGCAUCGUCGUGAUAUAGAAAAUACACGGUUAUCAUCUGUUCAAGAUCUUUUAGUAAUAAAUCAACAAAUACUUAAUAAUCUAAUAGUCAAUAAAACGAUUUUAACGCUAAGGUUAGAAGAAUUAAAAACAAAAAUAAAUUUAGAUAAAAAACAAUUACAUAAACUGGAAAACGAAUUGAAUAUAACACAGUUUAUUAAUACUGAAAUGAAACGAGCUCUGCUUUAUUUAGAAAAACUACUGGAUGUCACAACUGUACUAAAUCAUUCAACGCGAAAAUUAUAUAAAUUUGAAUUUAUUAUCAAUCCAUUACAAUCAAUUUACAAAUUCUUAUAUAAAAAUCAUCUUAUUGAAUCGACAUUUCUCCUAGGAACGGUAGCGGUUCCGAACAUAGUUAAUCAAAAUUUCAAACAAUUGCUUAAAAAAAUGCCGUAUGUUAUGGACAAUAUUGAAAAUACGAAUUGUUCAAUACAAGUAACAAGCACUGAAGGGUCAAUAGAUGUAAUGAAAACAUAUACAAGACAUCGUCGAUCAGCAGGUAAGAAGCUACGAGAUUUGUGUAAAGUACCGUGA